AUGCUGCUCGAGGAGGCCGACGUCGUCGAACAUAUAUUGUCCAAGAACCCCUUUGAGAGGAACAAAAUGCUUACCUCUCAACAUCUACUAGAUAUUUCUUACCCUAGGCCCCAGCAAAUCCUCUCUUCAAACAUGGUUGUCGGCAACGAUGAAUAUUCCAUCUGGAGAACAGCACCUGAUGCCCUCCGACUGUGCUACCAACACUUCCUCUGGCACGAAGUCAACAAGAGCAACAUCCAUCCCUCGAUCGACCUGAGUGACAAGCCGGAUCUACGCAUUGCUGAGCUUGCUGCUGGUCACUGUCUGUGGGCUAUGCAGGUUGCAGAAGAAUACCCUCAUGCUCAGGUAGAGGCUUCAGACAUCAGCUUGGGCCUCGUACCUCCAAAGCCUGACCUACCGCCAAAUCUGUCGGUGACCAAAUGGAGUUUCUUCGACCCGGUUCCUGAGCACUGGAAAGGCGCAUUCGAUCUUGUCCAUAUCAGACUAGUCAUCCAGGUUUUCGGGGGGAACCAGGAUCCUCGAGCCGUGUUGGAGAAGUUUGUGUCAAUGCUGAAACCGGGAGGCUAUCUCCAGUGGGACGAGUAUGACUACUUUGACGCAGACAAGAACAAUGUCUACUCGGCCAACGAUCCCACCCGCAUUCCCAACCCAGAGGUCACACACAACUCCUCGACCCAGCUUUGGAAGAUCAUGAUGAAUACAUUCCAGUGGCCAACGGAGCACUUUGAUCGGUUACCAAGAUAUUACGCCGAUGCAGGAUUGAAGAAUGUGGUGGCUGACAGCAAACGGCCACCUCCUUCGAUCUUCCGUGGCUUCUAUGAACAUUGGUAUGCCCUGGUGGCGCAGUUAAUUCCCGUGCUGGAAGCGAGGGAUAUGGAGGCGAGUCAAGACGCACGACAGCUUCUGGCCCAGAUGAAGAAAGAUGCCGUUGUCGAUGGUGUCUACAGUGCACAUAUCACCAAGUUCAUGGUCGGGAAAAAGCCUGGAUCCAAACAGUAUCAACCUCACCGUGUAGUGUCGACGGAAGAUUUGCUCAGCGUACAACGAGGGGAUUAUGGCAGGAAUAUCUCAGCUAAUCUGCUCUUUACCAUCGGGAGGGCCGUCACUGGCCCUCUACAAUAUCCGCUGAUUGCUUCUCGCCCGCUGUCUCGUCUGGGUGUGCCUCCUCCGCCUACAGGAACAGCUGACAUUACAUGGUUUGGGAGGGAAUUCAGACGCCUACCGUUCCUCGUGGCAUUGAUGUCUGCGACUCUUUCAGCCAAGCACAUACUGUGGAUAAAUUUGAUGGCCCGUGAGCACCUUACGAUGAAAUUCGCCACGUUUGCCAUCGUCUCAGACUUCCUGUACGAAAGUGUCAAUUCGCCGAUUUUCACCGCCGUAUCCAUCAAUCCCAUGUUCUCAGAAUGCCUCUUGUAUACGGGCUUCAGUAUCUUCAUGGCCAGUGGUGCUUUGGGAUUGCUAGUAGAGCUUCAACGAAUGGCUUUCAAGGCAUAG
Molecule: messenger RNA, 1494 nt
Organism: Fonsecaea monophora
Lineage: Eukaryota; Fungi; Ascomycota; Eurotiomycetes; Chaetothyriales; Herpotrichiellaceae
Exons: 3
Coding region: 1-1494 (497 amino acids)
Source: RefSeq, a predicted model, not a curated record